Molecule: messenger RNA, 1173 nt
Organism: Colias croceus (clouded yellow)
Lineage: Eukaryota; Metazoa; Arthropoda; Insecta; Lepidoptera; Pieridae
Gene: CPG21
Exons: 4
Coding region: 438-1085 (215 amino acids)
Source: RefSeq, a predicted model, not a curated record
UUCUUAACUGUGUGCUAUACCGAAGCGUUGUCUUCAGAGUGCUUGUCAAAUUAUACAUUCCAUAACAAGUAUACUGUUGUCAGACUAGUUGGAGCAGAUAUAACAGAAGGAUAUAAAUAAGCAAAUUAAGUGAAAUAGAUAGUUGUACAUGCAUCCUCACGUCAAUUUUGUUCCGGGCAUUUUCAUUAAGUAUAACGCGUGUAUAAUGAUCUGACAUUUAAGUAGCUUUUUAUUUCAGUUUUAUUUUUUUGCUAAAUGUCACAAAUGUGAUGCUAAUGUUAUGUUAAAAAAUAGGUGAUGUCCGGAUUCACAUCAAUAUUUCAUUUUCAGAUCCAAAACAUAACCUGCGGAGUAAACAACUUGUACGGGUCGGGGUGCGAACAAACUAUUAAUAGCAAAUAAAAAACCAACAAUAACUAUAUAACCGUUAAAUAAUAAUGUUUAAAAUGAAGCUAGUCUGGAAUUUCGUAUGUCUCGUAUCAUUAUGGGCCGCAGUUCAAAGUUCACCGUUUGAUGAUGGAAAAUAUAAACCUAAAACUUACGACGAAUACGACGAUGGAAAAUAUUAUAGACCCCCAACUGAAGGCAAAUAUGUCCCAGGUGAUGAGGGAAAGUAUACAUAUAUCUACCAACAGGGUGUUUAUCCUUUUGACGGAACAUACAAACACUUGGAACGUGGAGAUUCGAAUGACUAUAUUGGUUUCCAAAUAUACGCACCCAGAUUCCCUUACAUACAUAGGAUAAUUAAGGAACUAAUAAGCAAAUAUGUUUCACCCGACAUCCUUGUGUUCAGUGAAAUAGAGCCCGCAAAUGUGGAAAUCUUUAAUAAGGGAAUAUCUGAUGCUGAAAUUGCGAUGAAAUGCAAUUUAAUAGAUCCAGCGACCAAAAACAGUACUGACGCAGAAGUUGUUACACAGUAUCCACCUAUGAUGAUGUUAGAAGAAGGUGACAAUCCAGGAGCACUGUACAGUUUCAAGGGCACAAAGCUACUUAGUUCAGUCGACAACAAACAGAACAAACAGAAGACAAAACUGAAGUUACAGUAUGAAGUGUUCGUGAGAGUCAUUGAAGAAACUGAGCUUUAAUAGGUACUAUGUACAUUGUACAGUUCACUGGUGAUAUGUGUAUGUGAAUGAUCUUAAAUUAUAGUAAAAUAUUUAAGUAUUAUUAUAA